UGGGGGCUUGUGGUCAUGAACACUCCAAGUAAUGUGUGUGUCAGAGUGUUUGUACAGUACAGUAGGAGUUGUACAACAGUAAACAUAGGUUGUUCCUGUAGUAUUAACUUUGUUCUACUUGUACACAGAUUAUCUUAACAACUUUGUUCCUGAAUCUUUCUGCUCUCUACAACAACAAAGCAGUGUAGAAAUAUGAAGUUUCUGGAGCUGAGUGACUCCAUCAGUCGCUUCAGGUUUCUUCAGUCCUGUGUGGGGUUGGCAGGCUGCCUGUGUGUGUGCUUUGCCGUGUGGACGCCGUUCUGGCUGAAGGAGAAGGGGCUCUGGGCAGAGUGGAAUAACACUAAAAGCGACCAGACAAAUCUCAAAGAUGGCCCUGUCUUUAAUGUUGUGGAAGCACAGAGAGUAUUUGCUGUUUUGUCCUUCGUGAUGGCUGUGAGCACUGGUGCUCUGUGUCUGGUGUUUGCCCUCUGCUGGACAUCUCAGACGGUGCGCUCCUACUCAAACACUCGCUCUCUCCUCAUGGCAGGACAGGCUCUCUACCCCACCACACUGCUUCUGCUCACCAUGGCCUCUACAGGUUUCUUUUUCCUCCUCAGCUGGUCGUUUUUCACUUAUCAGCACCGGGAAGAAAUCAGUCAAGACCUCUCCAGCCUGGGCUCCUCCUAUUGGAUAGGAGCCUUAGGAUGGGUCCUGCUGUUGAUCGUGGAGGUGAUAGUCUUUAUAGCUGAACAAGCUGUUGUGCCAGACAUCCUCCCAGACUUAGAAAAGGCUGUGGAGUCAUGGCGGAUUUCCUCUCAACUUAAGGCUGCUCAACGCUCUUUUAGUGAUAGUUAUCACCCUGGUUACACCAACCUACAGAGGUAUAUGUCAGUACCUUGAGUGGAGUGCAGAAAUAAGGACAAUGAAUGUGGAUGUGUAAGGUACACAUGAAUGCACAAAGACUGGAUGAGAAACCAGCGAUUCCUUGUUACUUUAUAGAUCUACACAACCAGACUGAAUAUUGAUUAGCUGUGUUUGGAGCUAAGUGUUGGCUAGAGGAAUGGAGAUCCUGAAUCCUGGAAGUUGCUGGGACUGAAGGCUCCAGCUUCUGUUGAAUGACCAGCUGAAGCUGGACCCAACUGAAAUGAAAUAUAAACACACUAAGGACCAAGAAUGCAGGCUGGGACGAUGAGAAUUGUGACAUGUAGGGUGGUGUUUACAAGUCUUGAAUUUCAUAAAUGCAUGUAAAUAUUUUUAUGUACACAAAACAUUCGAGUAGGGUCUGAAUUACUGAAAGGUUCAGUAGGUGCUGCAACGUAGUUGAUCAAGCUUUAAAAUAGCGCCAUCUUGUGAUGAUAAUGUGACACUUUUGAAAGUAUUUGUUGAAAGGUGAGCUACAGCUUUAUGAUGUACAGGGACUUCUUGAUUUUUAUACUAAUUGUCUUCCUAUGUUGUUUUCUUAUCAAAGAUUUCCUGUUUGCCAACAGUCAUAUGGAUCCCAAAAUACACUGAAUGUACAGUAUGUUCAACAAAGUUUAGCUUGACUAUGCUGAUUAUCUGCUGUCCAGAGCCAAAUAAAAGUUUUAAGUGUA
Molecule: messenger RNA, 1571 nt
Organism: Larimichthys crocea (large yellow croaker)
Lineage: Eukaryota; Metazoa; Chordata; Actinopteri; Sciaenidae
Exons: 4
Coding region: 193-879 (228 amino acids)
Source: RefSeq, a predicted model, not a curated record